Messenger RNA from Heterobasidion irregulare TC 32-1, 1620 nucleotides. RefSeq lists its product as uncharacterized. Gene Ontology annotation, biological process: RNA processing. Lineage: Eukaryota; Fungi; Basidiomycota; Agaricomycetes; Russulales; Bondarzewiaceae. Bases 86 to 1543 code for a protein of 485 amino acids. The transcript has 8 exons. The record is from RefSeq and is a predicted model, not a curated record.
AGGGUUGUGACGACGAGCAUAUAAACAGAUACUGCAUCCUUCACGUCUGUGAUAGUUCACCGCAAAACAGGCCGAGCUCAUAGACAUGGCCAAAGGAAAGAAUGUCAAUCCUGCCGAUGCUUUUCGGAAAUCUCAACGUAAGAAAGAGCUCAAGAAGAACAAGGCAGAACGGUCAAAGGCUCGCGAUUUUGCAUUGGUAAAAAAGGAUACGAGUGAAUUCGAAGAUGAGAUUUCGGCACUAUCCUCCAACCCUACACCUUCAGCCGCGGAUCAAAAGCGACUUAAAGAUCUGAAGACCGAACUCGAAAACAUCAACAAAAAGAAGGAAGAGUACGUAGUCGAACAUCCUGAACAUCGCAGGCUCGUGUAUCGCGCCCGGAAGUCGACAAAAGACCACAAUGAGAACGAAGAUAUCAACCCCGUAGAACGAACCAGAAAGCUUUUUGACAAAAACGGUAUUCCUAUACACCCAGAACGUAGUAUCUAUUACGAUCCUGUGAUGAAUCCUUUCGGUGUUGCACCCCCCGGGAUGCCUUACUUGGAGCGGCCUCUUAGACCUGACGAGAUGCAAGUUGAAGAACAGGAAGAGGAAGAGGGGUCCGAUGACGACAUUGCCAUGCCAGACGGUCCCCCACCGGGCCCAGAUAAUGUUGAGGCAAUGAAGCAGGAGGAAGAGGAAAGUGACGACGAUAUUCCCAUGCCAGAAGGCCCACCACCGCCCAAACCUGGAUCUGAUUCUAACCCCUCGUAUCCGCUACUACCUCUGUCUCAACCGCCUCCGUUCGAUCUACAUCCUCCAUUACCCCCUCCGCCUGGAGUGAAUAUUUCUCAGCAAGGGUUUCCGCCUCCGCCGCCUCCGCCGCCUGGCUUUCCAUUGCCGCCACCGAAUACUUUAUCUCUACCACCAAUUCCUCCCGGUUUCGCACCGGGCUCAAUACCCCCUCCACCGCCGCCAGGCUUUCCACAAGGCCCGAUGCCGCCUUUUCCGCCAAAUGCUUUCCCACAUGCCUUCCUUCCUCCGCAAGGCUUCUACAUGCCAGGAGGAUUUCCUUCUCCCCCGCCAGGGUUUUUUCCACGCCGUGCACAGUCGACCUCAUCAGUGCAAGACCCGCUCUCUUCUGUCCCCCACCAGAUAUACCAAGGUCAUCGUGGAACUCGGAAUGUUCCCCCUCCACCUACAUCUGGUCUACCACCGCCUCCACCUCCACCUUCUGCAACAAAUACUAUGACGUCGGCAACUGUGUUCGCCGCACCACAAAUGCGUGACCUCAAGAAAGAGAGCACCGCGUUUGUACCUGCGUCAUUGAAACGCAAGAAAGCUGGUGCCGUUGCCGUUGCUGCAACUGGAGGAGGUCCGAUCAACGCUGCGCCAUCACUAGGUCCCGCAGAGGCUGGUGGGCCUUCUGUCGGGCCUCAGAGACCCGAUCUGCUCAGCACUCUGAAGGGUCAGCUCGGUGGGUCUUCUGUCGGCCCUAAGGUGGACAGUAGCAAACCGAAAAACGACUACGAGAGAUUUGUGGAGGAGAUGGGAGACUUAUUAUGAAAUAUAUGUUGCUCUUUUUGCAUUCCCCAUGUUGUUCAUACAAUCGUAACCCUUACAACAAUCAACCUUCAACAUGU